Messenger RNA from Quercus robur (English oak), 633 nucleotides. Its product is annotated as ubiquitin-60S ribosomal protein L40. Gene Ontology annotation, biological process: modification-dependent protein catabolic process; translation; protein ubiquitination. The coding region runs from base 58 to 444 and encodes 128 amino acids. The transcript is spliced from 5 exons. Gene Ontology annotation, molecular function: protein tag activity; structural constituent of ribosome; ubiquitin protein ligase binding. Gene Ontology annotation, cellular component: cytoplasm; nucleus; ribosome. The record is from RefSeq and is a predicted model, not a curated record. NCBI's taxonomy places the organism in Eukaryota, Viridiplantae, Streptophyta, Magnoliopsida, Fagales, Fagaceae.
UGCCAUUUUCACUCUCUCCUUUCUCUGCACAGAGUGUAGAGAGGUAGAGAGAGAAAGAUGCAGAUAUUCGUGAAGACCCUAACAGGGAAAACCAUAACUCUCGAGGUCGAGAGCAGCGACACAAUCGACAAUGUCAAAGCUAAGAUCCAAGACAAAGAAGGGAUUCCACCGGAUCAGCAGCGUUUGAUCUUUGCUGGCAAGCAACUCGAAGAUGGCCGAACCUUAGCUGACUAUAACAUUCAGAAAGAGUCGACAUUGCAUCUUGUGCUGAGACUUCGUGGUGGGAUCAUAGAGCCUUCUUUGAUGGCUUUAGCUCGCAAAUACAAUCAAGACAAGAUGAUUUGCCGCAAAUGUUAUGCACGUCUGCACCCAAGGGCCGUAAACUGCCGGAAGAAGAAGUGUGGCCAUAGCAAUCAGUUGAGGCCAAAGAAGAAGAUUAAGUAGACUCUGGACCUUUAUUGCGUUUUAUGUCUCAGAUUGUAAUUGAAAUUUUGAUAUUAGAACCAAGAUAUGCAGUAUGUGAUUUUUUUUCCCAUUGACAUUAAGGAAUGUAUUCCAAUUUUGAUAUCACAAAUAUUAUGAUGAUUCUUUUUAGUUAUCAGAUUCAAGAUAAUGUUGGAAAGAUUUUCUUAA